Molecule: messenger RNA, 744 nt
Organism: Procambarus clarkii (red swamp crayfish)
Lineage: Eukaryota; Metazoa; Arthropoda; Malacostraca; Decapoda; Cambaridae
Source: RefSeq, a predicted model, not a curated record
AUGCAGCCUCGCACUCUAGUGAGCAGCUCUCAGCUCAAUAUCCUUAUGUCCCAGACCCAAUAUAUUGGUCAAGGCGCUUAUGCUAAAGUGGGGCGCGUUCCCUGGGACGGCGGACAUGCCAUCCUGAAGAUGAUGAAGCGUAACUCUGAAAGGGACUUCAGGAGAGAGCUGAUUAUCAUGGAAAGAUUGGAUACUGCUGGAGGAGCUCCCAAGAUCCUGGGACUGUGCUAUAACCCAAGAGCCAUAGUGAUGUCUUCCCGGGGCGAGAUAACACUCGCUACAGCACUCCAGCAUAACCUACCAGACUGGUACAUGGUCUAUAUUGUGUUAAAGGUUGGUCAGUGCCUGCGCGAGGUCCACGAGCGGGGAGUUAUACAUGGUGACAUUCACGCCUCCAAUGUCAUGGUCACCCUCUCUCCUGACUUCUGUAAGCCACCUGAAGUAUUCCUUAUUGACUUCGGAAUGUCGGGUCUCAGCCCAGAGGCCCUGUCGACCUUCAGCCCAGAGGACCUGGCGUGUCUGGGGGAUACACAGAUGGUACAUGAAAACCUGACAUACUCUCAUGAUGUCAAGUGUUUGGGCAUUAUGCUGUUAGAAAUCAGUUUCUUGAUGAAGACAAGCCUUGCGUCUGUAAGAAUCAUAUUUGAAAUGGCUACGCCAAGUGAGAGAGAGCCAGCUGCCCUCGACGACGUUCUUCAGAGGCUGAACACUGUACUUACUGACGACUUCAAUAUUAACAUCUGA